Molecule: messenger RNA, 984 nt
Organism: Symbiodinium sp. CCMP2456
Lineage: Eukaryota; Dinophyceae; Suessiales; Symbiodiniaceae
Source: the annotation of a GenBank genome assembly
AUGCUACCGGUGUGCCAGGAGUUUGAUUUGGGCAUCAGCAUUCAGGAGCCUCGCUACGGAAAUGAUGCCGACUCCUUCGUGUCGGCGGUGUCGCGAGAGUCACGCGGUUGCCGACAAGCAGCCUGGGAGGGCUUGCUCGCCUGCAUCCAGGACCCCAAGUUUGCGCUGUGUGCCGUUCUGCUGAAACUUUGGGCCUUGGGGGAGUGCCCCGUGCAGGCGAGAAGAUGCUUGCAGAACUGCUAUGUCUUGAAGUACCACUGGCCUUUGGAAAGCUGGCGGCGUAGUCGCUUGCAAACCUGGGUGCCAGAGCUGGAGGGUAUUGUCACUUGGCCCAAGUUUUCUUGCGAGUUCGAUGCACGCCCAUUCUCACAAAUCUCAGCGGCUUCGGCAUCGACGAGCAUACUGACAGCCAAGCUGCCAGCGCACGUCGGUGCCUUGGAGUCGGCAUUGGGCCUGACGCUGCUGGAAUCACAGGCCGUUCGGGCAGGAUCCAUGUUUGCGCUGACAGGCAUCAUCUACAAACGUUCCAAAGUUGCCUCAGCAACCUCGGGACGUGGUGCGCCUGCUCGAUUUGAGGCAUUUGCUUCCACAAGCGAUUGCCUUUUGCCAUGCAUUCAUUUCAGCCCACAUCUAUCAGCGCAUGUCUCCAUGAACUGGUCGUGGCAUUGGCCGAUCUUGUGCUUCCAGUCAACUCAGGCAAUUUCUGAGGCCAUGGGUGCACUACGCCAACUGGGGACAGCUGUGUCUCUGCAGACGGUUCGGUACUUGGUUACUCAGAAAUCCCAGAAAGUACUCUACCGGAUAGAAAACUGCUUUGCAAGAGCCAUCGACAGGCUCGGAUCUUAUCUGCUGGGCGAACUGGAUUUCCAGAAGCUCGGCGUGCUGGUCUUCAAAGAAGUCGGAUAUUUCGAAGACGUGUGGAAUAACUUCAACCCGGAGCGGACCCCGAGCCGAUCCCGAUCGGAGAGAUGCCCCUUGACCUGA